CCCCAUCCCGCCCUUGCUGAUGGCCGGCGGAAUGUUGGAGAGACAGCGCUGGUACUGUGGGAGCGGUGCUCUGCAGUAGCCCAAACACUGCUGUGUUCCCGGCCCCCGUUCUAGUAACUCAUCUGCAAACUGUUGGUCCCAUCUUCAUCCUGUGAACAUGUUCAACAGUUACAAUGUUAAGUUCUACCACAGCAAAGCUCUCACCUCCCCAUAUCCAGGAUCACACGUUGAGCGUAGCCAAGUUCCAGAAGAUAAAGUGGGCUGGUUGACGGAAUGGAAAGAUUAUAAUCCUGUGGAGUACACUGCAAAGUCUGUUUUGUCUGGACCCAGUUGGGCAGAUCCCCAAAUCAAUGAUGAAGGUUUUUCUCCCAAAUUCAAUGAGAGAGAUGGAGAAGUGGAGAGGAAGAGUCUGAAUGGCUUGUACGUGGUUGAAAAUGGGAGACCCCGAAAUCCAGCGGGAAGGACUGGCCUCACAGGCAGAGGAUUGUUGGGGCGCUGGGGACCAAACCAUGCUGCUGAUCCCAUCGUAACUAGGUGGAAAAGGGACGGAAGUGGCAAUAAAGUUGCUCAUCCAGUUACUGGCAAAAACAUCUUGCAGUUUGUGGCUAUCAAGAGGAGAGACUGUGGGGAGUGGGCCAUUCCAGGGGGGAUGGUGGACCCAGGGGAGAAGAUCAGCGCUACCCUGAGGCGGGAAUUUGGGGAGGAGGCCUUGAACUCUUUGCAGAAAUCGCCCGAGGAGAAAGCAAAAUUGGAGAAGCAGCUCCACAAGCUGUUCAGCCAGGAACACUUUGUGGUGUACCGAGGAUAUGUGGAUGACCCUCGUAACACUGAUAAUGCCUGGAUGGAGACAGAGGCUGUGAACUAUCAUGAUGAAACAGGUGAGACAAUGGAUAAUUUGCCUUUGGAAGCAGGUGAUGAUGCUGGAGUAGUCAAGUGGAUUGACAUCAGUGAGAAGCUUGAGCUGUAUGCAAGUCAUAGCUACUUCAUUAAGCUUGUGACUGAAAAACGGGGAGCCCACUGGAGUGAGGAUCCUGGACCUGAGUGCCAUGAGUGAUGUCAACGAGGAACUGACAGACAUCAGGAGAAGAAUAUGUUUUCCAGCCUUGAAACAGAUGACAUUGUCAUUUUGAGAGGAAAUUCAGUGAAAAUUCUGUGAAAUUCAGCUGGAAAAAACAAUCAUCAGUGAUAAAUAGAAGGUUUUUCAGAGACUUGAAUUUGCUUCUUUUAAUUUCUUAGCUAGUGUGAAAUGAGAUGCAGGAGGAGAUCUGACCUUGCUUUGCUUCCUUGUCUUCGUUAUUUGCAGCUGUUUCAUCAUAUCUGCAGAUGUGCACAGCCACACUGGGAUUCUGACUGGUGGUGGUUCAGAAGCUGUUCACUUUAGCUCUGUAUUUUUGCACUGAUUCCUUGUCAGGAGUGAAUCCUUAAGGGAUGUGAGACUUGUAGGAUAACCUGGAUAAUGACUUAAUUUAAGUGCUACAUAAUAAAGUGAAGUUUCUUUUUUGAAUCA
Messenger RNA from Manacus vitellinus (golden-collared manakin), 1507 nucleotides. RefSeq names its product nudix hydrolase 9 (gene NUDT9). The transcript is spliced from 8 exons. Lineage: Eukaryota; Metazoa; Chordata; Aves; Passeriformes; Pipridae. Gene Ontology annotation, molecular function: ADP-ribose diphosphatase activity. The coding region runs from base 158 to 1054 and encodes 298 amino acids. Gene Ontology annotation, cellular component: mitochondrion. The record is from RefSeq and is a predicted model, not a curated record.